Motacilla alba alba is the source of this 4525-nucleotide messenger RNA. It is a transcript of the gene LIN28B, whose product is annotated as lin-28 homolog B. The transcript is spliced from 5 exons. Bases 549 to 1364 code for a protein of 271 amino acids. Lineage: Eukaryota; Metazoa; Chordata; Aves; Passeriformes; Motacillidae. Gene Ontology annotation, molecular function: nucleic acid binding; zinc ion binding. The record is from RefSeq and is a predicted model, not a curated record.
AAGCAUUUUUCUGUUGAUACUUGGCAUUGAGUUACUAUUUUGACCAUGAAAGAAUCCUGGAGAAUUAUUUUAUUGGCUUUUCUUAAAUCAUACACAAGGUAUGACUUGAUUGUUUUAUAUAUACAAUUUAAGCAUAGUAAAGACAACUCACUAGUUCUUGGGUUACCUACUGCAAUUAAAUAUUGAUAAAGGAAAAUAACACCUUCCAAUAUUCUGCAAAUCUGUGUCUUUUCCCUCUUGUCAUCAAUUGUGUAGCUUUCAUAAGAGACUAAUGAAAGGGGCAAUGCUUUUACUAGUGCUGAGGGGUGGGGGGGGGAAGCAGCACUUGAUUUUUUUUCUCUUUUGCCUUGGUUAUCUCACUGUGGUUCUGAUGAGCUAGGUAAGUCUCAAACAGUAGGUUUACAGGUCACUUCAUGGAGUCAAUGCCCUGCCAUUUAUGGCCUCCUAAUGAGCCGUUAAACUGGAGAUGAGGUAAUUAAAUACGGUACACUGGGACAGUGAACGCGGUACUGACUCCAGCUCUCUGAUUUUAGGUUCCUCAGAAGACGAUGAGGUCAUUCAAGAAGGUCUCCUCAGGCUCAGGGGCGAGUAAAGGUGGAGACGAACCCGGGAAGUUGCCGGAGCAGGAAGAAGAAGAGGAAUCCCAGGUUUUGCACGGAACCGGCCAUUGCAAAUGGUUCAAUGUGAGAAUGGGAUUCGGGUUCAUCUCCAUGAGCAACCGAGAGGGAAGCCCCUUGGAGUCUCCAGUUGAUGUCUUUGUACACCAAAGCAAGCUUUACAUGGAAGGAUUUAGAAGCCUAAAAGAAGGAGAACCUGUGGAAUUUACUUUUAAGAAAUCUUCCAAAGGCCUUGAAUCAAUACGGGUAACAGGCCCUGGUGGGAGCCCCUGUUUAGGAAGUGAAAGACGACCCAAAGGGAAGACAGUACAAAAAAGAAAACCAAAGGGAGACAGGUAUGUUGUGAAAGUAAUGGCUGAAAAGGACAGCACAUUUAGAUGCUACAACUGUGGUGGCCUCGACCACCACGCUAAAGAAUGUAGUCUACCUCCGCAGCCAAAGAAGUGCCAUUACUGUCAGAGCAUCAUGCACAUGGUGGCUAACUGCCCCCAUAAAACUGUCUCGCAGCAGCCCACUAGUUCUCAGGGAAGACACGAAGCCGAACCGCAGCCUUCCACUUCUGCUUUCCUGAGAGAAGGGGGAGGAACGCACGGCUUCUCGUCUCCAUCGUACUCUCAGGAAGGCAGGUCGGAGAUCUCGGAGCGCUCGGGCAGGUCACCCCAGGAAGUGUCGUCGAGUAAGUUGUCUGUGUCGCCUGAAGAACCAAACAGAAAGGGGCCUUCUGUUCAGAAAAGGAAAAAAACUUAAUGCAUUUUUCAUAAUGUUCCGUUUUUUUUUUUACCCUCUUGGGAUGUCUACCUCAUGCAAGUACAGGGGAAAUAAUUCAUUAUCAGUAGCUGACCUGGAAUUUUAACUACUGUUGAGGAACUGUGAAUGUUUUGUUAUUGUUUUUUUUUUUUUUCCUUUGAUAGACAAAUCACUCCAGACAAAAUACAUUUGAGCAGGGUGCAUUAUGUUUUGCUUUCCAUGUGUAUGUGUGAGUGUGCCAUGCGUGUGUGUGUGUAUGUGUACAUAUCUAUAAAUAUAUAUUUUUCAUCAGACCAUUCUCCAGAUCCCACCAGACAUUACUGUGAAGCAAAAGACACAGUACCCAAUGUUCCUAAACUCAUUCCUAGAACCUGUUUCCAAACGUGUUCAGAAAGCAAACAAGAAAACCCCAUUUUCUGAAAUUUCACUCAGAAACAAACCAAACUUGAUAAACCACACAAAGAACUGAGAUCAAGACUGUUAACGUCUCUUGUGAACCAAAGGAUACCUUCAUAUUUUAAAGCUGCCGUAUGGUACUAAAGAUACUAAGACAUCCCCCGUACCAUCAAUUUGAAUUACUUCUUUUUUCAUCUCCACAAAAUAUCAAAACCCCUCCCCGUGCCCAGUGCAGGGCAGUUUUCAUGACUCAAGAUGACUCUCAUUGCCACCACCCUUUGAUGGUGAGGAGUUUAAAGCUCCAGAAAAGACAAUGAAUGUGUAGUUUCUGUGAUGGUUUCUGAAAACGUUUUGUUAAAUUAAUAUGAUUGUGACUGUAAUUUAGAUGUCUGUUGUGUAGGGGAGAAUGUGUAAGUUGUUACCAAACAGACCCUUUUGAGUGGUGUCAGGAUGCCAUCCUGGCACCAUUUGUAUACUGUGAACAUUUAGGGUACCUUGGUGGCAGUAGUAGCCGCAGCAGCAGCAAUUUCUCUUGGUCCCAGGUAGUGUCCCUCGAUUUGAAGGGUCUUCCCCCUUAUUUCCUGUUGAAAUACCAUGGAGAGAACUCCCUAGAGAUUUUUAUUGUUGUUGACUGUUUGAGUUUUAAAGAAAACAAAAAGAAAAGCUAACGAGAUCCUGGGCUGAAUAGUUUCCUAAGACUAAAGGUUGAUGGGCACUUGGGGUUGCUCAGCUGGCCUCCCUAGAUGAUGAUACAGCAUGGGUGCAGACCAGCCUGAGUGAAGGGACCUGCAGAUUUGCCAGAAGCCCUGGGCAUCACCUGCUUCUUGUGAACUGGGGGCUGCAGCUGACCAGCCUUGGUCCAGAGUGCCCUAGGACCACACACUUCUGUGUGAAAGAGGAGGAAGAUUGGUGGCCUCAGAGUGAGACUCCCUGGGCUGCAGGCCUUGCUCGGGGUUAAUAAGUUGGAGCCUAUCAAAACUUCGAGUCGCUUUCCAUUUGUAACUUUUGAAUUACCAAGUCAUACGUAAGAUAACGUACUCUGACAAAUCCCAUUGUGGAUGUAAGUUAAUUAGAGAAACCUGUAUAAUCCUUAACAUUGGCAAUAAACACAGGCUGUUAAAGCUUGAAAGUGUCGGGUAGGUUUAAGCUCGGAUAAUCAAACUAAAGAAACAGCCUGCAUGAAAGGCUACAGCGAGCCAAAGUCUUACCGUGGUAACUCCUCUGCAGCCGAUGGUUACAACAGGUAUGCAGCUGGCUCAGCGCCUGGCCUUUCCCCUUCCCACUUGUCCUGCCAGAUGAGACUUUUACUGGUGCUGCUGCUGCUUCAGUGCACAGGUAGUCAUCAAACUCCUCAGUGAAGGGCACAAUGUCGAGAGAAUUAUUUUGUGUGAAUUCCUUGCCAGUGUUUGCAAGAAUCUCAAGGUUUGUACUGAAGUUCUCAGUAAUGCUAAUGCAAAGCUUACCUUUGACGAUAUUGAAUGUGAUAUAUCUAUAGAGAACGUCCUUGCUUUACGUAAGGAUAGUAAACUUAUUUAAAUUAUGUAGACAAAUCAAAGUGGCAUUGCUUAACCUUCUAGUCGGUGUAAAAGCCAGGUUAAACAGCAAAGAUGCAAAACUUAGGUCACUUUGAAAAUAUAAACCAAAGUUCCUUAUAGAAAUAGGCAACUGUGGAUUUGAAAACUGGUCAUUCCCUGUUUAUAUGUAAGAAGUUCAGAGCUGAGAUAAGGAAAUGUUUUCAACAUGUGGAUUUUUAUUGGUGCUGUUUGAAAUCAGUGUGCACCAAAUUCAGACUGAACUGCUAAGAGCACAUACCAAACCCUAUCUUAUUGUUGAAAGCUUAAGGUUUUAUUUUUAUAUAUUAGAAUGUUAUCACUGUUACAUAACAUACUCAGGACAAAGAACUUUGCUCAGGGAAUAUACCAUGUAAUGUUUUUUCUUUACAGAAUAGUCUACAGACCUGCUUACUCAGAACAAACCAAAUAGUCUUAGACCUUUUUAUCUCUAUAUAAGUAUUAUGUACUGAUAUUAGUAACUACCUCUGAGUUGACGUAGACCUACGUUUCUGAUAAUCAGAUCUCAGCAUUUUGUAUUAUAAGUUCCUGUGAAAUGAUGAAGUGGUAUUAUGUACUGGUUGCUUAUGUGAGCAUUUGUGUCUUUACAUUCACAGGGUCUGAGUUUUCAGAGAUGCUGGGCAACCACAGCUCCCACUGACUUCCAGUCGGAGUUACUCGUGCUUGGCUUUUCUAGGAGGGGAGGGAUGGGGGAUGGGGGUGGAAGGGGAAGAACAAAAACACAAAAGCAUCAAGCCCACUUUGUUUACAUAGGUGACAAUAAAAUUAUUAUUCUGUUUACAGCAAAAGGCUACCUCAUAUCUACUGCAUGAACACACCUUUGUGCUGCUGUGGCCUUAAAGGUGGCUGUUGAUCUAUGGUACAUACUUUUUAUCUGUACUAAAUAUGUGACUGUUAGUUCACCACUGCAGACAUUAUGGUAAAUACUUGUUUAACAUGCAGCAUCCAUUUGAAAUUAUGAGACCUUUCCAAACAUUUCUUUGAAAGUUUUUAUUUUUCUGUCCAAAGGAUUAUGGGCACUGUUCACGGGAAUAAAUACAUCUCCAGAAGAGGCAAAAAUGUACAUGCCUAAGUUAAACAUAUGGCAGCAUAAGCUGCAGCAGGUAACUACUUAGCACUGGGCUGCAGUAGGAAAAAAAAAAUCUAGUCACACUCCUUCAAUUGCCUGCUCCAAAUAAGCAAAGAACCUUUUAA